UCCCUCUCCGGUAGCCGCCUCUCACUUUCUCCGAUACCAAAACAGCUUGUUUUGUUCACCCAUGGAUUUCCACACUCUCACCAGGAAGGCUCUCCAGGCUUUGUGCAAGCAGAACGGAAUCCCAGCUAACAUCACCAAUGUCGCCAUGGCCGAUUCUCUCAUGGCUCUUCCACAUGUUGAAGGGCUUGAAGAGUUGUUGAACCAAUCUCCAGAGAAAAUCAUGACUGGAUCAGCGAGUGUCUCUCGUACUGCGGCUAGGACCACCACUAGGCGUGCUGCGACGAAGAAGACUGUUGGUGAAGAGGUGGACAAGGAAAAGGCUGAGGUUCCACCUAAGACGCCUGCUGCUCCAAGCACCAGGAGGAGGGUUCCAGCUGCUUCAGCUUGCCAGAAGACGGAGACUGUAGCAGAUUCAACUUCUGUGCAGUGUGCUUAUAGCACCCGGCGGUCAGUGAGGUUGUUGGGGAAGACCAUGUCUAAGAUGAGCCUGGAUAAGGAUAACACCAUGGCUUCUAGCAUUGAUGAACUUUCUGUAGAUACCAUGGAUUGCUCAGAGCAAUCUGAGAGCUCAGUUGUUAAGGGAUCAGAUAUGCAGACGGUAUCAGAGGGAAGAUCAAACGGACUUGAUGCUAGUGAAGUGUUGUCGGAGCUAAAUUCAAACGGACAAGUUGUGGAUGAAACUCUGGUGAAGGUUAACAAGAUGGAUGUGACUGAAGUGCAGGAAGAGGGUCCAAUGCAGGGUUCGAGAACGGAAUCUGAGGUGCCUACUUUAAAGGCAGCUUCAGAUGUCAUUAUGAUUUCAGAGGUUAUGGAUGAAUCUUGUGAAGAGAGCUCAGCUGAUAAGGAACCUCAUAGUGAAGGAGCACAGGAUGCGGUAGUUGGCAAAGUGUCUGAUGAUGUUAUUGCUGCUCCAUCUGUAUUGCCACAAGUAAAUGAACCACCAACUGAUGUGAAGAGUGUUGAGCUCAUUUCAUCAAUUCUCAGUUCCACUCCUACUAAGAGUCCGGCAAACAAAACUUCUGAUGUGAAUGUGGCUGCCACCAUACCAGAGCCUAAAGAAGCUCCCGAGACUGAGGCAUUGGGUGAUUACAGUGGAAAAUUUGAUUUUGAAUCUGGUUCCUGCAUCGAAAGAGAAUCUGAGGACGAAGGCUCUGAAGAUGAGUCGGUGGAUGCAGCUUCAUCUGAGUUUCAGGAUAACAUGAAUAAUAUCAGUGAAGCAAGUGAAGAAGAAGCUUCUGAUGAUGAAAGCACUGAAGAAGAAUCUAGUGAAGAGGAAGACUCGGAUGAUGACAUCACUGAAGAAGAAUCUAGUGAGGAUGAAUCAGAAAAGCAAAGUGCUCAGAAGAGCUUGAUUGUUGAAACUGCUAAUGCUAAGGCAGAAGUGACUCAAACAUCCUCACCUUUGCCGUUUAACCUUGCAACUCAGUUUCCUCGUCCAACUUCAGCAAAGUCUUCUGGCAAAAAGAGACCAGAAACUGCAAUGUACUUCUCUGAUGACAAUGAGGAAAGCUUGGACAAUAGCACUGAGAUGGACAAGGAUGAGGACCUUGAGGAAGUUGAGAUGAAGAAGGAACAUGUUGCAAAGGAGACUAUGAAGGAAUUUGAGGCUAAGAGUCUAAGGGAGCUGAAGAAACUGCUGAAAAGUCGACUGAAUAUUGGGGACACCAAGGUGGUAGAUAAGGGGAGAGUAAUAGUUUAG
Argentina anserina (silverweed cinquefoil) is the source of this 1699-nucleotide messenger RNA. RefSeq lists its product as uncharacterized. Lineage: Eukaryota; Viridiplantae; Streptophyta; Magnoliopsida; Rosales; Rosaceae. The transcript is spliced from 4 exons. The coding region runs from base 62 to 1699 and encodes 545 amino acids. The record is from RefSeq and is a predicted model, not a curated record.